Messenger RNA from Aaosphaeria arxii CBS 175.79, 1152 nucleotides. RefSeq lists its product as uncharacterized. The coding region runs from base 195 to 1004 and encodes 269 amino acids. The transcript has a single exon. Lineage: Eukaryota; Fungi; Ascomycota; Dothideomycetes; Pleosporales. The record is from RefSeq and is a predicted model, not a curated record.
UUGUGUUGCAUGGCUUUGUGUUCCUAGCUACUCACUGCCGACCAUAUCGAUACCGCACCGUCUCCAGUUCUCCCUCAGCCUGCCUCUGCCCAUCCAGCAUUCUAUCCUCAACAUACGGCCUUUCGAUUUUCCCACGCAUCCUGUCGAUACCCUACACAGUUUGUGGCCUUGUUCCACGCCUCAACGCCGACCACAUGGGUUACGUCGAUACCAGCACGCAGACCAUCAUUGAAGGUCUUGCCAAACAUCCCGUCGCAGUGCCUCCCGAACUCCAGCCAUCUACACCACCACCAGACGCAAUGUCUGUCAAGGAGGAACAGAAGUCUCUGCUCACCCAGGAAGAGCUUUUACAAAAGGAUAAACAGUGGGACGAUUCUGCCAAUCCAACAGAUGGUGCACCCACAACAGGACUGCCUGAAACGCUUCCCUUCACACCGACACCAGGACUCGCCUCCAGAAGGCGGCCUCCAUUCCGGGCUAGAAUCUCUCUUCCCGAACUCGACCUUGACACUGAGGGGCCAAGUUCACCGCCACCGACAGAUGCUCUCAUGUCUCCGCUGCCUGCUGCCAACACAUUGCAUGCUGGUCACACUCCAAUCAUCCCCCGCUCGUUGGCACCAAUCCACGGAAUGGAGCCAGUUGGAAUCAUACCCCUCAAGCAGGCGCUUGCACCUGAACCAGAGCCAGACGUGGACCUCGCGCUACAUGGGCCGUUGACACUGCCCGCCAGGCCUGGCGAUGGCGCGGACGAUAGGAUCGAACUCAAAGCCCUCGAUGCGGAGCUGGAGAGAAUUGCUCAAGAGCAGAGUGAGCGCGAUGACGACAGUGACGAAGAAAAAGACACUGUAAAAGACAUUACUAAAGAUAUCCCACACGAAGGAAGUCCGAAAGCGUCUGCAAAAGGCAGCAGAAGGUCUUCGGCAGAUGAGGGACUGGAAACAAUAGACGGUAUACUCCUCAAGAAACCAAGGAUGAACAUGGGCGCGCCUUUAGGCCAAGCCUAGGGCCCGAAACUCAUGAGGUUGCCCCCUCAUCCAAUUCUAUGAAUUAUUCUCGCAAACAUUGCAUAGCGCAUGGUGUAAGCUCAUGGCGUUUUCUUCAAUUUCGGAACUGUUGAAUGGGAAAAAAAGUGGAUUGUCACGUGUCGCAAAU